CAUGUGGAUUGUGAUGUGUGUAUCGAACUUAGUCUUAUUAUUUUUUAGGGUAAAUCUUGAAAAGUCAGAAUGGUUAUCAAAGAGUGGUGUAAAGUUACGCCUGCUUUAUCGCCGCCAGUCUUAAAUUGCAUUGAUAAGCAGGGAUUUAAGAUAAUGACGCCGAUACAAGCGGCUGUUAUCCCUCUUAUUUUGUCAUGCAAAGAUGUAGUAGCAGAAGCCGUUACUGGUUCCGGUAAAACGCUAGCAUUCGUUGUUCCUAUGCUGGAGAUGCUAAUCAAACGAGAAAAAGAAACACCGCUUAGAAAAGACUUUGUUUAUGCAGUUGUCAUAUCGCCUACAAGAGAAUUAGCUACACAAAUUUUUAGGGUAAUAGAAGAAUUUCAAAAAGAACCAGAGUUAAAGCAUUUAACGCUAUCCCUGCUUGUGGGAGGCAGACCCAUAGAAGUAGAUGCCGAAAGUAUGAAGAAAGGAGCACAGAUAGUAGUUUGCACUCCUGGGCGAUUUCAGGAUUUAUUAGCUGAAAGAAAAUAUCUUAAUUUACCUGGAAGACUCAAAGACCUGGAUUUUUUAGUUCUGGAUGAAGCAGAUCGUCUUCUGGACUUAGGUUUCAGUGCUACUCUCACAACCAUAUUGCAAUACUUGCCCCGGCAACGUCGCACUGGUCUCUUUUCCGCAACACAGACAAAAGAACUCCAAGAUCUUGUCAGAGCUGGUCUAAGAAACCCCGUUUUAAUUAGCGUUAAAGAAAAAUCAUCAAUCAGUACUCCAAUUGCAUUAGAAAAUUAUUAUGUAAUAGUGCAGCCGGAGGAUAAAUUUUUAUUUCUACUUAACUUUAUAAGAAACAGGAAAAUUUCGAAAGGUCUUUUCUUUUUACCAACUUGUGCCUGUGUCGAUUACUGGGCAGAUGUACUUCCAGCACUGCUGCCUGAUUUAAAAAUAUUCUUCAUACAUGGGAAAAUGAAGUUAAAACGAAAUAAAAUACUGGAAAAAUUUAGAGCCGCUGAGAAAACAAUCUUACUGUGUACUGAUUUAAUGGCGAGAGGGCUAGACAUCCCCGAGGUGCAGUGGGUGCUGCAGUGGGAGCCACCUAGCAGCCCGGCGGCGCUUGUGCACCGCGCGGGGCGCACGGCGCGCGGGGGGGCACGAGGCUGCUCGCUGCUGCCUCUGCUGCCGGCAGAGGACGCCUACGUACCUUUUAUUCGCGCUAACCAGCGCGUGGAACUCGUGGACUGGAGAAGCUCAACCGACGAAAUAAAGAUCACGCAGAAGCUAAGAGAUAAAGUCCUUUCUAUACUUCACGAACAACAGAAGAGUGACAGAGCGGUUCUAGACAAAGGUCAACGCGCCUUCGUUUCUCAUAUAAGAGCGUAUUCCAAACAUGAAUGCAACCUUCUUCUACAAUUAAAAGAACUACCCCUAGGCCACAUUGCCACCAGCUAUGGACUAUUGAAACUGCCAUUGAUGCCAGAGAUAAAGGAAGAACAUAAGAAACAGUUUGUUGGGCCAAAAGAUAAGAUAGAUUACAAUAGCAUACCGUACAAAGAUAAACAGAAAGAAGCAAGUCGAUUGCAGAAGUUAGAAGAAUACAAAAAGACGGGCAUGUGGCCCUCUAAGAAGAAAAAGAAAAUGUUAAAAACACAGCCAUGGGAAUUAGCGAAACAAAAUAAGCUCGAGAAUAAAGAGAAAAGAAAGAAGCGGAAAGAGUUAAAAAAGAAGCACAAAGAAGAAGGCAAAAGUGGCAAAAAGAGGAAAGCAGUAACGCAAGAAGAAUUAAACGAACUGGCGGCCGAUGUGGCUUUGAUCAAGAAGCUUAAAAAGAGGAAAAUUACUAAAGAACAAUUUGAUGAAGCUUUCGACGUAGAUAAAUAAAUAUUUUACGAAUUAA
Molecule: messenger RNA, 1885 nt
Organism: Nymphalis io (European peacock)
Lineage: Eukaryota; Metazoa; Arthropoda; Insecta; Lepidoptera; Nymphalidae
Product: probable ATP-dependent RNA helicase DDX55 homolog
Exons: 6
Coding region: 70-1869 (599 amino acids)
Cellular component (GO): nucleolus
Molecular function (GO): ATP binding; nucleic acid binding
Source: RefSeq, a predicted model, not a curated record